Messenger RNA from Pieris macdunnoughi, 762 nucleotides. Lineage: Eukaryota; Metazoa; Arthropoda; Insecta; Lepidoptera; Pieridae. The record is from the annotation of a GenBank genome assembly.
AUGAUCCCCUCAAAGCAAGUUUGGUGGACUAACCUUCUCGAGGUUGCCGACCCUGUUCUUGGUCUAAUACCCUAUGUAUUAGACGUAACUAAAACCGCCAAGCGAACUAUUGCAGGGAUGGAGAGGUCAUGUCCUUGCGAGUUCAUCGUCCAAAAAGGGAGGACGGUGGACACUAACCACGGUCAACCGGCUGUGGCAUCCCAUAAGCGGGCUGCCGAGCGAGAGUCGGGGUGUGGGGGGGGCCGUCGGCGCGGCGCGGGACUCGGGGUAAGUUUGCGUCAUAGUCUCGUGGCGCGAACAGCUCCGUACUUCCUUGCUGCGUGCGGAUGCGUCUGCCUCCCUAUGUGCUGGCUCUAUACCGGAGGAGUAGCUCUGACGUCGCUUGCUGAGCAAGGGACGUCCCCGACGGUUGCGUCUUUGGACGUGUCGCGGUGCAAGUCACCAGUGGCGCGAUACUCUGAUGCCCCUGUCACACACACCGAUGCACCCUCACGGGCAGCGUCCGGGACCCCAAAGGAGAGGGCAGCGGCUGGGGUUGCACCAAUCCGGGCUGCACUCCGGCCCGUACCCAAUCCGAUGGAAUCCCGUAUACAACCGCACAAGGAUGUGACCACUGCUGCGGCCAGGUUGACUGCGUCGGUCGAGCCAAAGAUAGCAACUCCGGACGAUGAUACAGCACUGUCUGCGUCUGAAGGGGUGCUUCCGCGGCAAGAACGAUGCGGCAGACCGAGGCUGCGACGGAGGGCACGUCCAGUGCACUAA